Molecule: messenger RNA, 561 nt
Organism: Lodderomyces jiufengensis
Lineage: Eukaryota; Fungi; Ascomycota; Pichiomycetes; Serinales; Debaryomycetaceae
Product: methylated-DNA--protein-cysteine methyltransferase
Exons: 1
Coding region: 1-561 (186 amino acids)
Biological process (GO): DNA repair
Molecular function (GO): methylated-DNA-[protein]-cysteine S-methyltransferase activity
Source: RefSeq, a predicted model, not a curated record
AUGAAACAACAGGUGCUAUACUACAAAAUUGUUGAGAAUAAACCAUUCAAUGCUUUGUUGGUAUUAGAUGAAAUUGGUAAAAUAUAUUACGCGUCAAUAGGUAAGAAUUCAAAUGCAUUUAGAGAACAAUUAGUCAAUGAUUUUAAACCAUUAAAAGAUUAUCAAUUGAGACCAGUUUCAACAUUAAAUCAUAAUUCAGCAAUUGAAGAAGAAAUCUUAAAAUUUAUGAAAGUACUAAAAGAUCCAUCAACAUCUCAAGAAUUUGAAAUUGAGUUUAUAUUUGGCACAAAUUUACAACGAAAAGUAUGGAACAAAUUAUUAGAAAUCCCCAAAGGUCAAGUCAAAACGUAUGGAGAUAUAGCUAACGAGCUAGGUAUGAAAGUUGGAUCGAGUAGAGCUAUUGGGAAUUGUAUUGGUGCUAAUAGAAUUGCAAUUAUUAUUCCUUGCCAUCGAGUUUUGGGAUUUAAUAAGAAGAUAAAUGGUUAUAGAUUUGGGGUUGAUGCUAAAGAGUAUUUACUAAAGCAUGAAUUGGGUAAUUCUUAUGAUGAGUUUGUUAAGUGA